This is a messenger RNA of Fonticula alba, 3046 nucleotides long. RefSeq lists its product as hypothetical. The coding region runs from base 464 to 1510 and encodes 348 amino acids. The record is from RefSeq and is a predicted model, not a curated record. Lineage: Eukaryota; Rotosphaerida; Fonticulaceae. The transcript has a single exon.
CUCGCUCCUCCAAAAGGCGCCGAGCCAACGUCGGCCAUGGGGGCUUAUUAGCGGGAGGGGGGCGGGGGCAGCGGGCCGAACGGGUCGAACCCCGGGGCCCGGGAGUGUAGCACGCUGGACCAGCCACCGGCCGCCGCCGGGUCCACCCGGUCGCUGUAUAGGCAGAUUGCACAGCCGACGGGGGCCGGGGCCGGCACCGCGGCCGCCACCCGGGCGGCAAUGCUCCAGACAAGCACCGUGCCAUCGAGCAGGUGAAGGAGCAGCUGGCUGCCGGCCGGGCUGACGGGCGCCGCGCCACGCACGGCAUGCCGCGCGCACAGCAGCUCCAUCCACGGCUCGAGGCGGGCCGGGCACGCCGACGAGGCCGACGCGCCCGGCCCCGGGGCCUCGCUCUCCAACAGAACCAGGCCACCGGUGGAGGGGACCACGGCCGCCAUGCGAUCCGGCCCCAGCGCCACUCCCAAUGCCGGGACGUGCAUGCCAUGGGGCAGGAAAAAUUGCGAAGGGAGGCGCCCGGCGGCCGGGCUGGCGCCCGGCCGGCCGAGCGACCAGGCCCCGGCUCCGGUCCCGGCCGGGCCCACCAGCAGCCGGCAUGUCCCGGCCUCCGGGUCCAGCACCGAAGUGCCCGGCUGGCCGGUCACCGGCAUGCGAAUGGCCAGCAGCUGGUCCGCGUCGGAGGCCUCCCCGAGCGAGGGAUACCCGGAUCCGGCCAGGCUCCCGGCCACGGAGAAGGUCCCGGCCAGCAGGACCAGCAAAGGCCCGCCAUCCGAAGGGACCGGGCCCAGGACCGUCAGCGAGGAGAUCAUGCACGAGCCGGUCGGCGCCACUAGCGCAGUCAGCAGCGGCUCCAGGGGUGGUGGCGGCGCCGGCCCGGCAUGCGCCGGGGGCGAUGACCACGAACACGAUGACGAUGACGAUGACGAUGACGAUGACGAUGCUGGUGGCGGUGUCUGAAGGGGCGGUGCCAGCCCGGUCGACAGGGAGGCCGGGGCGCCCGCCCGCGCGCACGGCGACCCCAGGGCUGGCCAGUCCAGCAUCGGGUCCGGCGCCCCUGCGCCAGGGCCCGGGUCCUCGUGCAGCGCCGCCGGUAGCUGGUCCUCCAGGCGCCCCGGCGAGGGCGACGGCGGUCGCGACCGAGCCGCCCAGGGCUGAGACGGCGUGCGCGGCGACCCGAAGAGCCCGGGCACCAUGGCCGAGGCGACCAAGGGACCGGGCGAGCUGGGCGCACUUCCGCCAGGCCGCGGGCGUGCUCGCGCCGCGCUGGCCCAACUGGCCGGCGGCGAGGACGACCCGGCCGACCGACCGCCAGGGGGCCCACCCGGCGGCGGGCUUACAGGCAGCUCGGCUGGGCCUGCCGCGGGAGGGCUGCCGGGUGCUGCGGCGGGCAUUUCCUCCGCCGCCCGCGCCACCGCCGCCGGCGAGCCACCGAGGGCCAUUGCCUCCUGGGCGCCCCGACCAAGGGACGGACUGGCCGGGGUCGCCGGCGCAGCGGGGUCCCGCCGCGAGGUGACCAACGACCGGCCCUUCUUCUGAGAUGCCGACCGGGGGGGUCGAUUUGGGGCGUUGCCGCCGCCGCCGCCGCCGCCGCCGCCGACUGGCCCGCCCAUAGACGCUGCAGGGCCGACGUCCUGGCCCCACGCCGGUCGGGGGGAGGUGCCCGGCCGGCCGGCCGACCAGCGCCCGGUCCCGGGCCCGGACCGGCUGCCAGUUGCCGGGGAGUCCAGACGGCCGCCGGCACCCGGGCCGGCUGCUGGCGUACGCGGGGACCAGCCCGGCGUGCCGACCGACUGCGAGUCCAGCCAGCUGGCCGGCGAGCGCCAGCGCCGCAACGCCUCCUCCCCAAGGGCAUCCCGGCCGGCGAGCAGCAGGUCGGCCGUCAGGCGCGACAGCGCCUCGGCCAGGUGGCCCUCCUCGAGCGAAGCCGGGCGAGCAAGGCGGCCGGAACCCCCGGCGCGCACGCCAUCAGAGUGCAGCCGCCCGAGGAGCGCAUCGGCGAAGGCACACUCCGCCUGCAUGGCCGGGCCCACCGACAGCGACCGGGGAAGAGUGGCCCGGGGCCGGGCGAGCUCGCACAGACGCCGGGCCACCACCGCCGGGCAGCGCGCCUGGGCCAGGGCCCGUGCCGCUCCCCGCGGCCGGGCCACCGCACCAACAUGCCGAGCCCACCGGAGCACAUCCCCGGUGGCCCAAACCCCAAGCAGGCCGUCGCAGCUGGCCGCCGCCAGGAAGUCCCCCCCGGCCGACGGAGCCAGCUGCCAAAUCAGGACGUUUGUACACCAUUGCGCCAUGAAGAGCGAGUCUCGCAGGCUCGCCGGCAGGGGGGCCACCGCCGAGGCGCAGGUGGUCACCGCCGAGGCGCAGGCGGUCACCGGCCCGGGCUGGGGACCCGCAUCACAGGCCAUGCACCCGGGCAAGAGGGCAGCCCCCGGGGCCGUGUCCUCGGGGGUCGAGCCCGGCCCCGGCUCCCCCCGGCCCUCGGGGUCCAGCUCGACCACCAGGGCCUGGAUGCCGGCCGCCGAGCCGACCGCCAGCAGUAACGCCCCCGGGGAGGCCGGCGCCAAGCAUAGGGCCGUGAUCUCGGUGGUGUGUCCGAGCACGGCCGGCGGCCGGCCGGCCAGAUGGAUGCCCCCGGAGGCACACUCCGCCUGGAAGACCUCGGCCACCAGAACCGCCCGAUCAUCCGUGGCCAGGGCCAGGAAGUGCCGGGCCCCGAGGCUGGCGGCCGCCAGCCGGACAAUGGUCGAUCGCGGCCCCAGAAGCGGCCAAUGCUCGGGGACCUGGCCGACGAGCCUCGGCGAAAGAUCGCCCGGGAGCAGGCGCCCCCGGGCCACCGUCCACCGGAGAGGGCCACCGGUGGUCGGCUCGAGCCGCGGCUCGCUGGGAGCGCCAUCCCCCUGGCAGCCGGCCGGCGGCUGGCCGACGCACAGCCACAGCCCGGGACCCGAUACCAGCAAGCCGAAGACCGCCACCAGGUGCUCGUCCUCGCCCGGCAGCUGGAACAGCGGCACCACGGUCCCGGUAAUGGCUGCCGCCGCCGCCGCCGCCG